Messenger RNA from Hypoxylon trugodes, 1416 nucleotides. RefSeq names its product UPF0052-domain-containing protein. The transcript has 4 exons. The coding region runs from base 1 to 1416 and encodes 471 amino acids. The record is from RefSeq and is a predicted model, not a curated record. NCBI's taxonomy places the organism in Eukaryota, Fungi, Ascomycota, Sordariomycetes, Xylariales, Hypoxylaceae. Gene Ontology annotation, molecular function: LPPG:FO 2-phospho-L-lactate transferase activity.
AUGGACACUCCUCGACCUAGAGGCAUUGUGGUCUUCGGAGGUGGUACAGCAACCAAUAGUCUGGUAGACGUAUUCGAAGAUAUCAGAGAGAGCCGAAAUUGCUCUCUUAGUUAUGUCAUACCCAUUAGUGACAAUGGUGGAAGUUCAUCCGAGCUAAUUCGUGUAUUUGGUGGUCCUGGCAUUGGUGAUGUUCGCAGUAGGUUGGUGCGUUUAAUUCCCGGAUCGGAGACGGAUGCGGAACGAGCAUCCAUCAAGGGGUUGUUCAACCACAGACUAUCCUCGGAUCCAGUCCAGGCGCGAUUACAAUGGCUGGAUAUCGUCGAAGGACGAGACAAAUUAUGGACCAACAUCUCAAGUGAGAAACGUGAGCUCAUUCGGUCUGUCUUCAAUCUCGUCAAUCUCGAGAUAGUGAAGAGGGCUCGGCCCAGUUCCGUCUUUAACUUCGCUAAAGCUAGUAUCGGGAAUUUAUUCUUGACUGGAGGGCGCGUCUUCACAGGUUCACUAGAGUCAGCCAUUUAUCUUCUCUCUACUAUCUGCUGCAUCCCGCCAACCGUCUCCACCUUGCCAGCCAUAAAUACCAACUUCACACAUCACAUCUCAGCAGGUCUCGCCAACGGGACCCAGAUCACAGGACAGAACUCCAUCUCGCACCCAUCCGCACCUACAUCACUACCCGAUGAUGACUUACUCCUCGGCAAUAACAAUCAUGAAUCCUCAUCGUUACAACUACAGCAACGAUUCCGGGAGAUGGAAGAGCAUGAUAGAAUCGAAGACGCAACACUUCCCGGAUCAUUACCGACGCUCCGCAGGCAGUACAUCGACUUCAGCAAAGCAGAUGAAGAGGACCUCCCAGCGCGCAUCGAACGCAUCUGGUACAUAAACCCGUACGGACACGAGAUCUGGCCACUAGCCAACCCCAAAGUCCUAGACGCGGUCCGGCGGGCGGGCGCCGUUAUUUAUAGCAUCGGCAGUCUAUACACAUCUAUCAUACCGAGCCUGGUGCUGCGCGGAGUGGGCGCAGCACUUGCCGAUUCAGGUGUGCGGUAUAAAGUGCUAAUCCUGAACUCCUCGGUAGACCGCGAGACAGGACCAAGCGCUUCGCCGCUGACGGCUACGGAUUUCGUGCGGGCUAUUACACGUGCGGCUGCCGAGAGCCAGGGCGACUUUGCUAUCGAUGAAAAGCGUAAGGCUGAACCGAGGAGAUACGUGACACACCUAAUCUACCUGGAGGGCGAAGGGGCGCCUAAAGUGGAUAAAGACGAGCUGGCGGCGUUAGGUAUAGAUUGUAUUCGGGUUUACGGGCGACGAGCGGAAGGUAUGUUGAGAUAUGAUGAGGCGGGCCUGGCAAGGGCACUGGAAGCCGUGAUUGGCAAGCCGGAAAUGUUGAGAAGUCGUAGAAACACAAGUGGACAGUGA